AUGUCUGAUGAAGAGUCCGGAGACUCCUCCGAUGAGAGCACAAUCCAGCUCGACUUCGACUUCUUCUCCCCGACUGAGAUCGAUUACCAAGCAUUCCAUCGUCUACUUAUCCAGCUUUUCCAGUCAGAUGCAGAACCGCUGCAUCUGAGGGAUCUAGCAGAUCUCAUCAUAUCCCAAGGGCAUAUUGGAAGCACGGUCAAGUUGGAUGGGGAGGAGAGCGACCCGCUCGCAGUACUCAGUGUAGUUAACAUGCGCGUUCAUGCGGACAACCCUGCAGUACGAGCGAUUCGAGACUAUGUGUUAUCGAAGACAUCUGCCGAUCCAGCGUUUGAAAAGACCCUCCAAGCGCUGUUCUCUGCGGACAAGGAACAUGACGUCGGACUAAUCUUGAGCGAGCGGUUGAUCAACAUGCCUGUUCAAAUCAUUCCGCCGAUGUGGAAGAUGCUCGGUCAAGAGGUACAGGCAGCACAAGAAGGGGGACAGCCAUUCCAAUUCUCGCACUUCUUGGUCGUAUCAAGAACUUAUCGUGCACCUAAUGAUGAGGAUGACCCUAUGGAUGGGGAAUCGGCACCACCAACAAAGAAGUCGAAAAAGAUGUCCAAGAAGAAGUCUGCUGCCGCGGCAGCCGGUGCUUCAAUGACAUACCCAUAUCACGAAGAAGAUACCCUAAUAUCACAAUUAUCACUGCACGCACUCGACUACGCUUUUACCAAUGCGCUUCCACGAGAGGAUGGUGGAUUUGGGCUUGACAUGGGCGGAAGAGUCAUGUUGUUCGAAGCUGGCCGUUUCCCAGAUGUAGUCGCAGCUCUGGAAAGAGAAUUUCCCCCUCCCUCCGCAGCUGGGUCAUAA
Dacryopinax primogenitus is the source of this 849-nucleotide messenger RNA. RefSeq lists its product as uncharacterized. Gene Ontology annotation, cellular component: nucleus. The record is from RefSeq and is a predicted model, not a curated record. The transcript has 5 exons. Bases 1 to 849 code for a protein of 282 amino acids. Lineage: Eukaryota; Fungi; Basidiomycota; Dacrymycetes; Dacrymycetales; Dacrymycetaceae.